AUGGCUUUGUCAAUACAAAUCGAUUGGUUUAAUUAUAGACAUUACAAAAUUAUGGAUGUCCCUGAAAAGCUGCAUAAUCAAGUGCAGCAAUUUAUGUUGGAACAUUUUCGUUCAUAUAGACUUUUUCAAGCGUUAAAGAUACAGCAAGAAGCAGAAAUAGAAAAAGAUUUCCUCAAAAUAGUAAAACAUAUUCUACAUAAUGAAUGCAGUAUAAUGGUAGUGGAUGGUAGAAAUAACAAUAUAAAAGGGCUGGCUUUACUUAAAUGCAUGACCCAGGAAUGGCGUUCCUGGACUGCUUUACAGAUAAUAAUAGAAAAUGAACGUUUUAAGGAGUUAUGCGAUUUGGUGCAGUGGUGUUUGCAGCAACAGUUUUUAAAAAUUUUAAACAAUCCUGGAGGCGAUACAUUACAUUUGUUUUCCUUUCACUUGUGUAAGGAUUUGGAGCAAGAUGAGAAGUUUAUGUUUCAGUUCUUUCAAACCAUUUGUGAGGUGGCUCGCCAUAUGAAUUUGCAAAGAGUAACGUAUCUGUGUUUGAGUCAAAGUGAUCGUGCAUGUCUGCAGUCUGCUGGUUUUGCGGAAAUUGUUAGAAUUAUCUAUUCUAUGUAUGUGUUUAAGGGCAGAAGACCUUUUGAUCGUUUGAGAGAUAUUAAUGAAAUGUAUGGUGGUUUCUAUGAGAAAAAGGUGGAACCUUUAAAGCCAUUUCAAGAUAUGAUAGUGAGGCAUGUUAAAGGAAAAGAGAUAAAAGAGAUUCCAAAGAAAUUAAAAGAAGAUUCAAAACAAGAAAAAAAGGAGACAGAAAAUGAUUAGAAAAUAUGUUUAAUAAACAAGAUUAUGAGACACUCAUUACCAAACUAUUACCAAGUAAUGCUGACGGUAUGUAGCAGUCUUUACAAAGUGUGUUAAUUAGUAAUGUUCUGCCAUCAAAAAGUAUAAAAAUUCUUUAAA
Molecule: messenger RNA, 945 nt
Organism: Calliphora vicina (urban bluebottle blowfly)
Lineage: Eukaryota; Metazoa; Arthropoda; Insecta; Diptera; Calliphoridae
Exons: 1
Coding region: 1-807 (268 amino acids)
Source: RefSeq, a predicted model, not a curated record